GUGCUUGGAAACGGACGUGUCGUGCUUUCUUUUCGGUACAUAUUGUGGGCUGUUGAAGCGUUGAAGUGUCUUUGUGUGCUUCGCUUGCACGGGCUGUUUCGUGAAUCGUUGUGAGUGGGAGAUUUUGUUUCGUGCUUCCUUUUAACAAUGGGCCUGUGAAUGGAUGCUGUUGUGAUCAUGAGAUGAAGUGUGAAUUGAUAAAUUCUGAAAGUAGGAAGCCGGCAAUAGAUAGAAAUUGUGCGUUUGUGAGGGGUGAAAUUGUUAUCAGUUCGGGUCAGCGUAUAGCUACGCCGUUCCGUUAAGUGGUCGAAUUGGAGCCUCGCAUUCAUGCCAAGAGCUGGCCGCCGGACGUCUUGGACGAAUUCGAUUGCGAGAAAAUGAAAUUUUCGUUGUUGCUGUUGUUUUUAAUGUGCGUGUAUGUAAAAGGGGGGAAAAGCAAAAGUAUGGAGGAAAUAUGUAUAUGUUGAACCGACGUUGGCGUUGAAGCGUGAAUGUAAAACGUGCCCGUGGAAAAAAAAAGAAGUUCUUCGCAAACAAAUUUCGCCAAUGAAAUCUUCGAGUGGUGUAUUAUUUCACGUUAUGUGAGGUAGAAGAGUGUCAUGGACGUGGUGUAAACAUAUAUACCGCGGUACGUUCCUGCCGGAGUGCUACUUAUAAAGCAAAUAUUGAUCUCCAUCGUACAAUUGAAAUCUACGGAAUAAAUACAACACGAACACAAUAUUGAUUUUGAAAACAUGUUCAGUGAUCUACACAUUUGAUUUCAUUCAUUCAUCAUAGUGUUUAUCGAGACAAGGUGUCUCGGGCCCCUUCUGUAGACAUGUGCUAAGUUCAUAGAAUUACAAUCAACGUUGAAUCGAAUUGAUUGAUCACAAUAGUAAAGAGACACGAAUUCAAACAACCGAUACUAGUGUGCCCAAAAUUAGAGAGAUUAGAAAGAAAGCUAUUGACAUUUGUGAACGUAAUCUGUGAACUCAAACCAGCACAAAGCAAUUGCACAUUAAAUUGAAAUGCGGGAUACGUGAAGUGCUAAACAAAAUGCGAAAUCCAAAUACGCUUUGCGUAUAACACUGCGUAUGUAGAGCGAGGUUAGCGCGAUUAAUUUCACGUGCCUAUUGACCAAUUUGGCCACAUAUCCUCCUCCAACCGCAGAAUAAAGCAAUGACAAGAAGAAUGAGUACAAACGGUGCACUCGAAAAAGCAGCUCUUUGUCGGUGCUAGAGUGCGGCGGUGAAAUCGGCCACUCGGAGACGCCGUGCCGUUGGUUGACGAAAAAAUACUACGAAAUAAUGGUGUAAAUAUGUGAAGAUUGAAAAUUAAGCAAACGGCGAAUCAGCUGCAGUUUGCAGAGAAAGUCUGUCUGUCCGAGAAAUCAACAGGUGAUUGGUGAUUUGUGCCCCCGACGAACGAAGGCGACGAACCUCACGGGAGUUCCAAGCGACCAAAAAUUGCCAUUGCCAUUCGGAAGAACAUGAGCUUGUGGAACUUCGCCUGGCCAAGUGUCGUGAUUUUGCUGGGUCUGCUCACCACCAGAAAAUGUCAAUCUAUAGCUAUGGAUGACUUGUCUGGCAUGUCGGAAAGAGAAGUUGUGGAAUCGCUCGUCAGAAAGUGGGCCCCAUUGGUUUGGUUGGCACCUAACGAGAAGUACCUUCCAGGCGCUGUUGCAACAUUUUUAGAACACGUACACGCGGAAAAGGCGAAGAUAGUUACGGUCUAUCCUGGCAAUGAAAUAUCGGAUGUGAGUGAACUCAACCACUAUUCCUACUACUAUGACAACGAGAACGAGUUGACCUAUUAUGAUCCAGCGGUACGCCAGGCUGGGAGCCGAAACAAACGCAACUUUCGUGAUCCAGCCACCUCUCUGGACCGCCUGUUUGACCUGUCCAUUGGCAAUGAAUCCAAAAAUUGGUAUCUUGUCACCAAUAGCGACAUCGAGGAGCUGAUUAACGAUAAGGAUUCGUUUAUACACGGACAAAACCCACAGAAGGAAAAUGUGCCAAUCUAUGCCGUGGUCAGUGUAUGCCAUUCAGCGUCUUCAAUGAUGGGAACGGCAUCUGUGGCUGCGGCUCCAACAGCAGCCACAUUGGAACCAGCUCCACUUUCAUCCUCUGUGCCACUCCAAUCGCCAACAACUGUAUAUCCCACACCACCAACGGGCCCGAUGCAUUCGUUCAACCAUAUUGAAAACGAAGUCGUGUACAACACAAUUGACCGUAUUGGCUACAAACGCCCGAGCUACGUGCCGGUCCACAAAAACCUUUUCGAGCUGCAACCCGAGCUGAAACCGGACAUCAACAAAGUCGAAAAAAGUAUUCGCCUAAUCCGAAAACGCCGCAAGCGGGGGAUCUCGAUACUUGAUAUGGCCUCAUUCAGCUCGGAAGAAAGCACCGAGAUACCCAGUAGCAGCAAUAGUAGAGAGUCUGCCGAUGAUCCCAUCGAAGGUCGCGCGGAGACUGCCGAUGGAGAUGAAGAUAAGAAUUUCGUUAACAACGAAAGCGAUUCGGAUGACUGGGAAACGAUAACCGAACGACGGGACGACAUUACCAUCCAGAGAGGAGAAGAUUCGAACGAAUAUCCUCACUUCCACGUUACAUACUGGAUGUUCUAUCCGUACAGUCAGGGUAAAGUUAUUUGUACCAUCAAUCUUGGUCCAUUGGGACCCUGGCCGAUUCCUCUAAUAUUCGGAAUGUGUCUUGGGUCCAAAAAGGAAUUCGGCAGCCAUGUUGGAGAUUGGGAGCAUAUGAGCUUAUUUUUCAGAGGCAGAAAGGAACCUGAUGAAAUGUACGUCUCAGCACACGACGCAGGUGCGUUCUAUUCGUACGAACGACUCACAGGUACGUUCGAGUAUCGUACUCAGGAAACACGCAAGGGAAUCUUACAGCGACCGACGUUUCCCAAAACUGUUAUUACGUCCGGUAAUCAUCCGGUGCUUUUUGCUGCCGAGGGAUCACAUGGUUUGUGGACCGCACCAGGGAAACACAAAUACGUGCGAGUGCCUCGUCUGUAUGACGUUAAUGGUUUCGGAACGCCAUGGACCACUUGGAAGAGCGUUCAAAUUAUCCAUGAAAACGACUCCAGAGGUCGUACCGCGCUGAAUCCCAAGUGGCUCAAGUUCAACGGGCGUUGGGGUAACCCUAAGAACCGAUGCCAUCCACUGAAGCGCUUCGGAUUACACAUUUGUGAAAUCACUGAUGGCCCAACGGGGAUUCCGAGAAAGAAACCUCAUUUUAAAUGCAAAAUGCGAUAAACCUCUACGUGCAAACCCAUCCUACAGCGAUAGGAUUUAGAAAAAAAGUCUAUUUAUUUAAUAUUUUUAAUAAAUUAUUUAUUUUUCUUUUCCCUUCCUGCCAUGCAUUCAUAAAGUCAUUACAUUUGCUUCCAUUAUCACCUUAUUUAUUUUUGUUUUAAUAUGUCUAUAUGCUAAUAUCAUGAUCACGAAUGUA
Molecule: messenger RNA, 3440 nt
Organism: Toxorhynchites rutilus septentrionalis
Lineage: Eukaryota; Metazoa; Arthropoda; Insecta; Diptera; Culicidae
Exons: 7
Coding region: 1469-3244 (591 amino acids)
Source: RefSeq, a predicted model, not a curated record